Baudoinia panamericana UAMH 10762 is the source of this 1089-nucleotide messenger RNA. RefSeq lists its product as uncharacterized. The record is from RefSeq and is a predicted model, not a curated record. Gene Ontology annotation, molecular function: pantoate-beta-alanine ligase activity. Gene Ontology annotation, biological process: pantothenate biosynthetic process. The coding region runs from base 1 to 1089 and encodes 362 amino acids. The transcript has a single exon. Lineage: Eukaryota; Fungi; Ascomycota; Dothideomycetes; Mycosphaerellales; Teratosphaeriaceae.
AUGCGAACAUUUCGAUCAAUACUCGGGCAAGGCAACAGCUGCUAUUACAAGUAUGCCAAGCCAACCGUAAUCUCAUUUCGCGAGUUCCACGUUUUCCGAGAUAUCCCAGAACUACGCAAACAUCGCCGGCAGUUGCUGCUCGAUGGCAAGUCAGUUGGGCUUGUGCCGACCAUGGGAGCCUUACAUGAGGGCCACAUGUCACUCGCGCGUCAAGCGGCCACCGAAAAUGAUGAGGUCUUCGUCUCAAUCUACGUUAAUCCCACCCAGUUCGGCUUAAACGAGGACCUGGAUAGCUACCCGAAAACAUGGGACGCAGAUAUCAGACGUCUUACCAAACUCGACGAAGAGCUGGCGCAGUCAGGUAAGGGUAGAGUAACCACAAUCUUCGCUCCAACGACAAAGACCAUGUACCCUACGCUUCCACCGGACUCCUCGCUCCCUGGCACCGGCUCCUUCGUCACAAUCACACCACUUGCCAAUCUACUGGAAGGCAAAAGCCGGCCGGUCUUCUUCCGGGGCGUAGCAACAGUUUGCAUGAAGCUUUUCAAUAUUGUGCAAGCCGAGCGGGUCUACUUCGGACAGAAGGACGUCCAGCAGACGGUCAUAAUUAAGCGGAUGGUCAAGGACUUCCAUCUGGACACAGCAGUCCGCAUCGUGCCCACCGAGCGGGAGAAGGACGGCUUAGCGAUGAGCAGCCGGAAUGUGUACCUUGGUCAGCGUAGACGGAAGGUCGGCAUUGUGCUGCAUCAGGCACUGCGGGCGGCAGAAAGUGCGUAUGUAAUGGGAGGGCGGGGUAGAGAUGAGAUGUUGGCGUUGGCUUGGGAUGUCACAAACAAGAUGAGUGAGCAGCAGGAUGGGUUAGCGGCGAGUGAGAGGGCCAUGUUCGAAGUCGACUACUUAAGCUUGGCGGACCCCGAGACGCUCGAGGAGGUGCCGAUGGUGGAUGAGCAGCGUGGGGCGGUGUUGAGUGGCGCUAUCAAGAUGCUACCGCUUGAAGCUGUUAACCACGGCGAGAUACUUGGCCUGGGUGGCGACAAGGUGGCAGUGAGACUCAUCGACAACAUCGUACUACAGCCAACUGAUACUUGA